UUGUUCCGAGUUCGGGUAAGUUUGUUCCUCAUUGCUUUCCGUACUACCACCGCCAGUGUCACAUGACCAAGGUUCGCUGCCACUGAUGUUGAGCUGUCAAACAGAAGCCAAACUGUUAUUGAAUCGUGUAUAUUGUGAUGGAUCCAUCAUGGCACACCUUGCACUUCCUGUGGCACAAGGAGUAGACAACAGCACUGGCCUCCGCCAUCAUGGCUUCGAGUUACCCGUUUGAGGCCACAGGUGAGGUGAAGGAGGGCUUCCUUUGCCCGCUGUGCCUGAAGGACCUGCAGUCUUUCUACCAGCUCCAAGGCCACUACGAAGAGGAGCAUUCUGGGGAUGACGGCCACGUUCGAGGACAACUGAAAAGUUUGGUCCAGAAGGCAAUUAAAGCCAAAGACAAGCUACUGAAGAGGGAUGGAGAUGACAGACAAGAUGCAAGUAGUUAUGAGUCAUUCUAUUAUGGUGGAGUGGACCCAUACAUGUGGGAGCCUCAGGAGCUUGGAGCAACAAGAAGUCACCUGGACCUUUUUAGGAAACAACGUGCUGCCAGGAUAGAUCAUUACGUCAUCGAGGUCAACAAGCUGAUCAUCAGACUGGAAAAGCUAACAUCCUUCGAUAGAACCAACACAGACACGGCAAAAAUCAGAGCCAUUGAGAAGUCAGUUGUGUCCUGGGUCAAUGACUCCGAUGUCCCUUUCUGUCCCGACUGUGGAAACAAGUUCAACAUUCGGAACAGAAGACACCACUGUCGUCUGUGUGGCUCCAUUAUGUGCAGGAAGUGCAUGGAGUUUGUGCCCUUACCUCUUGCUCAACGGCUCAUCAGUGGGACACACGAGGCUCUGAGUGUACCUGGGGGCCGCAGUCACUCCCAGUCUCCCCCGACUGGCACCAGCAGUGGUAUGGGGUCCAGGAGAGGCAGCAUCAGCAGCCUGAGCAGCGUCACCUCCAUGCUGGAAGAGAAGGACGACGAGAGGAUUCGCUGCUGUCAUCAUUGUAUGGACAUGCUGUUGAAGAGGCAGCAGAAAUUGGAGGAGAAAGAAUUUGUGCCUGAUAUAGUCAAACUUUAUGAGAGGCUGAGGAUGUGCAUGGAGAAGGUGGAUGAAAAGGCUCCAGAGUACAUCAAAAUUGCGGAGUCUCUCAAUGCUGGGGAGACCACAUACAGUCUAGACACAGCAGGUGGACUUCGACUGGAAGUACAGAAAUACUACGAACUGAUUGAUGCUCUAAGUAAAAAGAUUCUAACUCUGGGAAUUAAAGACGAACCACAGCCACAUCCGAAGGUGCUCCAGUUGCAGAGGAUGGUCCGCUACACAGCCACACUAUUUGUCCAGGAGAAGCUUUUGGGGCUCAUGUCCUUACCGACUAAAGAGAAAUACGAAGAGCUGAAAGAAAAGCGAAAACAGGAGCAAGAGAAGAAACUCCAGCUGGAGAGACUGACAGUUCAGGAGGCCCUGAAGAGGAGGCAGGAGUCUGAAAAGAACCAUCUGUCCAGCACCAACGGAGAACUUCAAGUGACCAGAGCACCUCUCAUGACCAAAGCCGGAGGCUGGUUACCCUCUUCUGAGUCUGGCAAUGCACGCAGCGAGCUCGAGGACCCCCUCCUGCAGCAGAUCGACAACAUCCAGUCGUUCCUUCGGCAGGCACGUCAAGCCCAGAGAACAGACGAGGUGGCCAUGCUGGAAGAGAACCUGCGUCAGCUGCAGGAUGAAUAUGACCAGCAGCAGACCAGCCUCGCCAUCGCGCUCUCUCAGAAGCUGGCCGAAGAGGAGACCUUGCAGCAGGAUGAGCUGAGCCGUCUGGGGGCUUGGGGGAAGGAAGACAGGGAUCACAGGGGUCCCAUUGUGGUCCCCAUUCAGGCAGCCUUCACCUGGGAGAGAACUUUGAAUAUCAGUCCCAGUGAUAGCUUGCAAGCAGGCUCAAGAGAAGAUGAUUUAACACCCAAAGAUGAGAACACCAUCAAUGCAUUCCCUGCUUCAAACCAGGAGGAAUCUCAGAGACUGAGAAGCUUAGGCGGCCAGGUAACGCCCCCCAGUGGAGACAGCCAGAACAGCACCUCCCGUAACCCGUUUGAUGAAGAGGACUCAACUCCAAUUGAGGAGGAUCCGUCCAAUCCCUUCAGUGAGGACGUAAAGAGGGAACACAAAGAAGUGGCCAUUGAAAAGAAAGAAUACAACCCUUUUGAUGAAGCCGAGGCUGAUGAUGAUGAGGACGAUGACGACGACACACAGGCCGAUCACGUUCCCGGUAACCCCUUUGAGGAAGACGAUACAGAGUGCGGUAACCCCUUCAUUGAGGCCUCCGAGGAUUCAAAGACCACCUCAACCAACCCCUUUGACUGUGAUGAUGAUGAUGAUGAUGAUGAUGAGGUGCCACCCGACGUGGACAUGAUAGAAGAAGAGCUGCUGCUGCAGCAGAUCGACAACAUCAGGGCUUACAUUUUUGACGCCAAACUCAGCGGUCGGCUUGAUGAAGUGGAGCUGUUGUCGGAAAACCUAAGAGAGCUACAGCACACUCUGCAGGAACAGAAGAGAAACAAGCAGUGACAUGCUCCCCCCCUUACCCCCCUUACCCCAAAUCCCCUUGCAAAGGCCCCUGUUUGGAGCACUACAGAUGGGUUCACCACUGUCCACAUUCUGCGGGGUUUUCAAACCACUUUUAAUGCCACAAUAUUGCACAAUUGUGAUCAUAUUUGGAAAAGACUGUUUGAAGCAAAGGAAUCGUGUGUUGCCUUGUGAAUUACUAGCAACCAGUUCAGGGUCUAGUCCAGGGGUCGGCAACCUUUACUAUGAAAAGAGCCAUUUCACCCACUUGCCCACUAAAGAAAAAUAGCCUGGAGCCGCAAAACGUUGUAUGUUUAAAACAACAUUGGAGGGAAUUUGGGGGUGUCAAAGUAGUUCAGAUAAAAAAAAAGUCGAGUUGGACUACUCUUACUAGUACUGGAGAUAAACUUUUGUUUUUAAAUGAGCUCUAAUUUAUUUUUUAGAAUCGUCAAAUAACUCAUUAAUAAUAAUUAAUAAUUAAUAACUCAAAUAACUCAAAGUAUUACUCAUUUCCCUUCAUGUUAACCUGUCAGAGAGAACUGGAUAGCAUCCUGUCUGCUCAUUCAGUCACCAGUCAGAACUCAGUCAGGAUGCAUUCAUGGUCUCACACAAAGUUGGAUUUUUGUAAACUCAUAACAAAGACGUGCAUUUUCACCACACAAGUGCUAAAAAAUAUUCAAGCAUUGCAAAGGGAGCCGCAACAAAGAGACUGGAGAGCCACAUUUGGCUCUGGAGCCGCGGGUUGCUGACCCCUGGUCUAGUCUAAAAGGGAUGAUCGGAAUCAUGACAUUAACUCACACACUCCCCCGUCUCCUCAAGACACUACACAAAAUGUGACUACUACUCUUUAUAUACAAGUACUUUGAUGGUGAUGUCAUCCAACUGAUAUCCAAUUGCAUUUCAAGUUGUUGGUGUCCGUUUUAUGACCAGUUUUGACACAUUUUAAACAACGUCUCUGUGAUUAACCGCACUAGAUUUUUUGGGGGGGAUAUUUUGUCACUUUUGUGUGUAUGUCCGCUUUCUAAAGUGCAGAGCCAAAGCCGAGGUCACAACCGAGGUUUUUUUUUUUUUUUUUUUGUCAAGUGAUCUGUGUGACUAGCAUCUGUCCAGUGUUUACUUCCCUCCAGCUCGGUAUGGCCGCACAUUGCACAAACGUACUGCUUUUACUGCGAUGCAUGAACACUGAAUGAAUGCCAAGUAUUAUCACUCACACUAUUAUGUUUUAUGCUAAAAUGCCAGACUGAUAAGAUUUGGACAAAUUUAUUAACAUCAGAGCAAAACUAAACAAAAUUGUUGUUGUUUUUUUGCCUCAAUAUAAAAAUUAUAUACCGUAUUUUCUGGACUACAUGUCGCAUUUUUUGCGGGUAAUUUAUUUUACAAACUACUUGACCAAAACAGACAUUAUGUCCUCUUGGAAGGCAAGUUCUAACAAUAAAAGAAUAGAGAACAGGCUGAAUAGGUGUAAGAUAUGCUAACACAAUGCUUAUAAAAAAAAAUAAACAGAAACAGAAAAGGUGUAUUCAGUGUUUAUGUAACAAUUUUUUUAAUGUAUAAGUCGCAGGAACAGCCAACCUAUGAAAAAAGUGCAACUUAUAGUCCGGAAAAUACGGUAUUGUUUUUCAAUAUAACUACAGGUGGUCCUCAGUUCAUGGAAUUAUGUGUCACUGUUUUGAUCCCAGACUGUUGGACAUCGGUCAAAUAUUAACACUGCAGUAGACAUACCUGCCAGGUCAGUGAUCAUCUGAUAACAACAGUAAUAACCAAGCGGUUUUAUUAUCAAGAUGCUAAUUUUUUAUUAGUUUAAUUCUUGUAUUUGGUGUUUUGUUCCUGUAAUGUUCUGUAUGCAAUGUGAGUCUUAAUAAUGGUACAGUUUACAACCCGAGGACCACCUGUAUGUUGUUUUUAUGAUGUGCACAUUACCGGAUGAAGUCACGACAUGCGAAUCCACAUUUCUGGAUUCAACAUCGCAUACAAACUCAAAGCAUGAUGUCAGAUUGCUCUUACUUGGGAGAUCAGAUAACAUCACCGGUUCCUACAGCGGAGAACCAGUCUCUCUGUCUCAGCUCUCUUGUUCCGCACUCAUCUGGGAACGAUACUUGCCAGUCAUGUCUUUAGGCAGAGGUGUGGUUCCAGGACAAGGCACCUGGCCCUCCACCUCACAGAUACACUCCCUCAGACAAUACUUCUUUGGCCCAAAGUUAGCAGGGUUGGAGGCCUGCAUCUUGGCUUGUGCCUCGGCCUUUAACGUGGUCCUGGGCAAGGAAGUGUUAAGAAUAAAUGUGUUACUGCUAUUGUAUUGGACAUGAUGGAAUUGCAUGCUGUACCUAAUGAUUUGAUCGGUAAUGAAGCACAGAAUACAUCCUUCAUUAUACUUACUCUGACUUGCCCAAAAUCUUCUUUAUGUGUCGUGCAA
Messenger RNA from Doryrhamphus excisus (bluestripe pipefish), 4953 nucleotides. The record is from RefSeq and is a predicted model, not a curated record. NCBI's taxonomy places the organism in Eukaryota, Metazoa, Chordata, Actinopteri, Syngnathiformes, Syngnathidae.